AUUACUCAGGAAUUUAAAAUUUCAAAAAUUUUAUUUUUACAUAAAAAGUCGUUUUUGAUAGGUUCUAGUUUUGAAGUUAUUCGGUUAAUUUUUUUUAUUACAACUAUAAAUUUUAAUAAUUAAUUAUUGGUUGACAAUUAUAUGUAAAUAAAUAAAUAUUUAUUAAAAAAUUUGAAAUGCAAUAAUCAAAGAUGUUGGAAUCUAAAGUAUUAAAACUGUUAAAUGGUGAAGCUUUAAAUGAAACUGAAGAAUUGUGUGAUUUUACCUUGGCUGCUCAAAAUGAAGCCUGCGUGGCUAAAGGUAUAACACCCAUAGGACCUUCCGAUUAUGUACCGAUAAUAAAAAGUACAGUGUCGUACAUUGUAUUAGUAGUGUUGAUUAACAAUAAUGAUGAAGUUCUCAUGAUGCAGGAAGCUAAAAGUUCUUGUGCAGGCCAAUGGUAUUUACCAGCUGGCCAUGUUGAACCUGGAGAAGACCUACUUGAAGCCGCAAAAAGAGAAUGCUUGGAAGAAACUGGUUUGGAAAUGGAACUUGAUACAUUAUUAUGUGUUGAAGCAGCAUCUAAAGCAUGGUUUCGUUUUAUUUUAACUGGAUCUGUAAUAGGUGGCCAUUUAAAAACACCAGCACAUGCUGAUAAAGAAUCCCUACAAGCCAAAUGGAUCAAAGAUAUAUCUGAAGUGAGUUUACUGGCUAAAGAUAUAAUACCUAUUAUAGAAAGGGGCCGAGCAUAUCAUUCACACAUAAGAAACGGCAUACGAAAUCAAUGGCACCAGAGUGUUCUACCUAGUAUAAAAGCUCAUAGAAAACUUUUGUUAAGACUUCUUAUUUGUGCCAAACAAAAAACUACAAAUAAACUACAUAUACUUAUAUCGGAAAAAACUGAAGCACAUUUACCAAUGUGUGAAAUUAAUCAUAACCGUAACUUGCAUUCAACAUUACGUAAAUUUAUGACUGAAAUAUUUGGCGCAGAUGUAGCUCCUCACAAACCUCAUGGAGUAUUGACCAUUGAACAUUGUGGAAAACCAGAAGCUACAAAUGAUGGAUUUUGUGUAUCCUUAUUAGUUACAUUUCAAUCACCUUUAGAAGAUGUUUUUCCCAUUGCUAAAUUUAAUUGGACUGCAGUUUCUACGGAAUGUGCCAAAUCUAUAUGUAUUAGAACAGCUCGUAACAUGACUGUUCCCCUUAAAGUUAUAUGCUAAUAUCUCGAACAAAUUCCAUAUUUAUGUACACUAAAAGUACUUAAUAAUAUUUUAUACUACAUUAUAAGUAUUUUAUAUUUGUUAUUUGAGAUAAAUAUUUAUUUUUGAACAUUUUUAUUAUAUCCAAACAUUUUGUUUAUUUUGACCAAUAAAGAUUAUAAUAUAGCAA
Molecule: messenger RNA, 1368 nt
Organism: Daktulosphaira vitifoliae (grape phylloxera)
Lineage: Eukaryota; Metazoa; Arthropoda; Insecta; Hemiptera; Phylloxeridae
Product: 8-oxo-dGDP phosphatase NUDT18
Exons: 6
Coding region: 192-1199 (335 amino acids)
Molecular function (GO): 8-oxo-dGDP phosphatase activity; 8-oxo-GDP phosphatase activity; magnesium ion binding
Source: RefSeq, a predicted model, not a curated record